Messenger RNA from Didymodactylos carnosus, 2391 nucleotides. The record is from the annotation of a GenBank genome assembly. Lineage: Eukaryota; Metazoa; Rotifera; Eurotatoria; Philodinida; Philodinidae.
AUGACACUUCUUAAAGCAAAAGCAAACAUAAACAUUCGAAACAAUGAAAAUCGAUCUGCAUUAAUGGAAUGGUAUAAAGAUGAAUCCUAUUCAUCAGAUGGCUAUUUUGUGCAUUUGCCAACAGUAAAUGAACGAAAAAUAUUUAUCAUCUAUUUAGUUCAAAACUGUCUUGCAUUUGUUAACUAUCACGAUUUGAAACAGCAAACAAUUUUGCAUAGUCUUUUUAUUUAUGGAGGAAAGUCAGGACAUAAAGGAAAUAGUAAAUUUUUUUUGAAUGUUUUGCAGUUAUUAAUAACACAUGACAUAUAUGUUCAAUGCAAAGACUAUCUCGAUAAAACGCCCUUACAUUAUGCUGUAUGUGAAGGGAAACGUUGUCGAAUUGCCAUAAAAUUGUUAUUAAAAAUGGAUUCUUCUUUACUCAACUCUUGUGAUAUCGAUGGUUUAACUCCAUUAAUUUACGCUUGUGUUAAUUCAUUUAGUAUAAUGAAAUUAUUGAUAGAAAAUUAUAAAGCAAAUAUUCAUAUUACCGACAAUAUGGGAUGGACAAUAUUAUUGCAUCUUGUUCAUUGUUUGAAUGAAAAAUCUUUGCUCUACUUAUGCAAACGAAUGAAUAAUAUUUCAAUUGAAAUAAAUCGUUCAGAUAAACAUGGUGUAACACCACUGCAUGCAGCAGCUGCUUUCAAAACUCCAACAAUUGUUAAAAUUCUUGUUGACUGUGGUGCAAAUGUAAACGCGGUUGAUAAUAAUAAUUCAACUCCAUUACACUACGCCUAUCAUCGUGCAACACCUGAUAUUGUUAAUAUUUUACUUGAAGCCGAUUCUGAUCCAUUUAAAAACGAUUCGAACGGAAUGACACCAGUUGAAUGUGCAAUAUUUAGAAAUUAUUUUUACACUUCACAAUUUCCCGAUAAUCAAUGCAGAUUUAUCGCUGAUAAUUUAUAUUUUAUUAGUGUAUCAGCUGAUGAAAUAUAUGAUAUUGUCGAACCGAGUCAUCAUUCCCUUCCUGACGAUUUUUUACAAUCAUAUCUAGAGUGUCGUGGUGCUCUAGAUGUCGAUGAUAUUUACUCAUAUCUAUCUCAAAUGAUACAUGUAAAUGGUAUUGGUCAACUGCCAAUAUUAGAUGAAAUUAAUCAAUUGACUGAUGAUAUCGAAUUAUUUGUAGAACAAUUAUGUACAAUUAUUGGUAAUGGUUGUGAGGUGAUUAUAAAUUCUGAUGAAUUAAUUGCAAAAAUUUCAAAAGAUCAAAAAGAUCGUCAACAAUUUGAAAAUGCAGCAACUUCAAUGUCCACAGCUAGUGUUAGUAGUUCGAAUGCUUCAUCAGGUUUGUCCACACAAGAGAACUCAUCAUCUGAAUUAAAUGGAAAUUUUCUAUGGUCUCAAUUGUUGAUUCAAGUCUUGUUGAAAAUGAAACAUGCAGUCAAUGAUCGUCAAGAAUUAAUUAACAUUUGUAACGAAACCUCUACGAUGCAAGACAUUGAUACAUUGAUUGCAUUUCGUUUUUUUAUUACUGAUUUAUAUCAACAAUUGCAAUCUGAGGCUAACGACGACGACAAUCGAACUCCAACCGUAUGUGUAUUCCGUGAUCAAUUAAGGUCAAAGGAUGAAUUAGAUGGAAUGAAAUUGAUAAUCAGAAAAUAUUUAUUAUUAAAUAGUUGUUUAUCAACAACACUGAAUCAAAAGGUGGCAUUUAACUUUAUAUCAAAUGUUGCUCUUGCUACAAAUGAUCUAUGUCGAGUUGUAUUUGAAAUUGAUAUUGAUCCUUCAUUGAUUAAUGUGGAACCAUAUGCUGAUAUUUCAUUACAAAGUUUUUUUCAACAAGAAGCUGAAAUUUUAUUUAUGUUAGGUUCAAUUUUCAAAAUUAAUGAAAUUAAAACAAGAACUGAUUGUAUUUCUGUAAUUAAACUUCAUUUAGCAGGUAUCAAUAAUAAUCCAGAAUUGCAAGACUUGACAGAUUAUAUGAACAAAAAUUUAGGUGAAAAAGCAGAUCUUACUUCAUUAGGCGCUGUAUUAAAAGGCAUGGACAAAUAUGAUCAAGCUAAAAAAUGUUAUGAACGUCAAGCAAAUGAAAUGGAUUAUAAAAAUCCUAUCGAAGUUGUUUGUCGUUAUACAGAACUUGGAAAUGUUGCUUAUGCAGAAGGCAAACAUGUUUUGGCAAUUUUUUAUCAUGAAACAGUAUUAAAACUUUUUCAAUCAAGUGUGAAUGGUGAGGAAAUACAAGCAAACAAUUACAAUAAUUUGGGUUUGGCAUACAAUGACAACGGCGAUUAUGAAAUAGCAUUGUCAUGUUGCAAUAAAACGUUAAAUAUUUAUAAAAAAAUGUACAAUAAUGAUGAUGAUAAUCUUGAAUUCGCUCACGUCUACUUUAACAUUGGUCUCACUUGUUUACUUUAA